This is a messenger RNA of Aspergillus clavatus NRRL 1, 375 nucleotides long. RefSeq lists its product as uncharacterized. Lineage: Eukaryota; Fungi; Ascomycota; Eurotiomycetes; Eurotiales; Aspergillaceae. Bases 1 to 375 code for a protein of 124 amino acids. The transcript has 2 exons. The record is from RefSeq and is a predicted model, not a curated record.
AUGGGACAGAGACAUAACAGACGUCGCACCCGCCCAAGUUCUCGGAACCGCAGCAUCAAGAUCGACUCGACCGAAUCAUCCGUGCCCUUUACGGCCUUCUGCAAUUCAUGUGUCCCCUUCGCAUACUCUGUGAGCAAGGCCAAGGCCACUCAUAGUUCAUUGGAUCGCUUUGCAGUACCCUCCGCCCAGACCUGGCUUCAUGGGUAUACGGCAUGGCAGAUGCGUGAACGCAAGUUGCGCAUGGAGGACGAGCAGUUUCGCCUAUUCGGUGGUGAACCCGGAGAUGAUGAAGAUCUCUGCUAUCGCAUGCUGGAGUACUUUGGUGGCCUCGAUUAUAUCGACUCACCAAGCUUAAUCAGACCGCUACCCGGGUGA